AAACACUAAAUCAUAUUCAAAAUGAAGCGUACUAGGGUUGGAGUGAGGGAUGCGGCAGCGAGGGUUGAGGGCAAAUCCAGACGGUGGCAAGAGAAUCGUGAGGCAGCUGACUUAUGGCAUCGCUUUGCAAAAUAUGGGAUAAUGGUCGAUGUCUAUGUGCUACGAAAGAGAGAUAAGUGGGGUAAAAAGUUUGGCUUGGUUAGAAUGGCAGUGGUGCAGAACAAGGCUCAAAUGGAGAAGAGGCUUAACGAGAUAUGGAUUGGUUAUUAUAAGAUGAGAGUUAAGAUUGUGGAUAAUGGCCGAAAUCAAGAAUCAAGAAAUAAAAAGGCCGUUGUGGGUAACCGUAGUGAAGAGGAACGGGUGGAUGCAAGGCCAGAAAAUGUAAAAGAGAGGUUUAAGGAUAAGCGAUGUAGAUUGGCUUGGCUAUGCAUAUCAGGGGUUCCAUUGCAAGCCUGGAAUGAUCGAUGUUUUGAAAUGGUUGGAAGAACAGUGGGUGAAGUGGUCUUGAUUCAUGAUGAUACUAGAAGGAAGGCUAUUUUGUGUGAUGGAAGGGUGUUGGUUCUCUGCUCUAAUGUAUCUAAAGUUUCAAAAUCCAUUAAGCUGAACGUGGAUGAGAAGUUUGAGAUAGGAGUAGUGGAGGAGGAAUGGCGAUUUGAUCCAGACUGGUGGUUGUUGGAAGGCGACCGGUGGAGUUUGAUGGGUACUGCAUCGAAAUAUUCUUCAAUGAAGAGCAAAGAUGACGAGCACGAAUUAAUCAAUAACGAAAUUAGUGACGAGGAUGAUGACAGUGUUGAUGAGGAGUCAUUACACAAAGAAGAUUUUUUUAAUUCAAGAUUGCCGCAGGAACUUGGAGAAGUUAAUGGGCAUGAAUUAGGGCGGACUGGGUUACUGCACGAACAAAGCAAAGACAAGCACGACGGGCAAAAAGGGUUUCAAAUGGUGACCGAUGAAAUGGUAAAGAGGGUUGGAAGUGUUUCUUUGUCAGAUGGAUGCAUUGAGCAUCGAAAUCAGGAAAAUGAAAAGGAGAUUGAGCCUAGAUUACUUGAGAUGAAGGAACGGGAUGAGAUGAAGGGGCAAAAUCCGGUGGUUGAGGAAAAGUGGAAUGAGAUGGCAGUGGAUGGGUUUGCAGUAGCUAAUGUUGAAUGUGUAGACUUGAAGAAUGAAGAAUCUACACUGGAAGAAGACGAGUUAAAUGAAAGACAUGAGGGUUUUCAAGAGAUAUGGGACAUCAUGAGGAAGAGGGAAGCUUUAUGGAAGCAAAAGUCAAGAAGACUUUCGUGUGAUGGAAAAUGGGUGGAGGAGCUAGAGUUGGUAAAGAAGGUGACUGUUGACUACUUUCCAAAGCUGUUUUGUGGAGAAUCAUGGAAUCGCCCAAAACCUUCUAGUAUUAUUUUCAAGCAGAUAUCUGAGGAGAUGAAGGUAUGGUUCGGUUUUGGAUUGAGAUGGAGAGGAUGGAUAAAGGAGUGUCUUUUAAUAGCUAGAAUCUCAGUUCUAGUGAAUGGAAGUCCAACUGAGGAGUUUAUGAUGGGAAAAGGAUUAAGGCAAGGUGAUCCUUUAUCUCUUUUUCUCUUUCUGAUGAUUGCCGAGAGGUUACAUGGUUUAGUCAAAAAAGCUAAGAAAGAGGGACUGCUACAUGGAAUCGAAGUGGGCAGCAAGGGAUUGACUAUUUCAUUGCUCCAAUUUGUAGAUGAUACGGUGAUUUUGGGAAAAGCUAAUGGUGAUGGUGGUGAAAGCUUGUGGAAACAGGUCGUGUGGGAUAAAUAUCAUGGGGGUCGGAGGGAGGCGGACAUCAAGGCAGUGGAUAGUGUGAGGGUGUCUAGGAUUUGCAAGGAUGAUUUAUGUCCUAGAUUAUUUGAGUUAGCUGUGCAUAAGGAAGGUUUGGUUUGUGAAAUGGGGGUGCGGGAAGGGGAAUUAUGGAGAUGGAAUAUUGAAUGGAGAAGAGGGAGGUUGGGUCGAGAAAGGGGUAAGGAGGAGGUGUUGUGGGAGGUGCUAAGUAAAGUACAAAUCACGAAAGGUCUUGAGGAUUGUUGGAAGUGGAUGCAUGAUGCAAAAGGGAGGUAUGCAGUGAAGAAGGCUUACGAGUUUUUGUCACUGAUGGAGUUCAUUCUUCCAGAUCAAAUUUUGAUGUCUUGGUGGGGAAUUCAAGUUGUGAUGCCUAAUACAAUGGAAGGGGUAAUAGAGUUUUUCUUGUAUGAGUUGGGAAGUGUGGUAGCUAGCAGUGUUUUUUCAAUAUUUGAUUGGAAAUUCAAUCCGCUGGAAUGUGCUGUUGCUAUAAGAAAGCAUAGAAGAAUGUUGAGGGAGUUCCACAAGCAUAAAUAUGGAGAGCACUGAGAUUGGAAUGAUUUUAUCUUACAUGUUUGAUGGAAAUACUUUGUUUUAGUUAGCCUAUUGUAAUAGUUUUGUAUUUGGGUUGGAGUACCCCUUGUACUUUGUAUAAUAAAAUCUCAUUUAUUUU
Molecule: messenger RNA, 2455 nt
Organism: Rubroshorea leprosula
Lineage: Eukaryota; Viridiplantae; Streptophyta; Magnoliopsida; Malvales; Dipterocarpaceae
Source: the annotation of a GenBank genome assembly